AAUAAAUAAAUUUAAAUGAAAAUAAUACAUAAAACAUACAAUAACUUCUAUUAUAUACUUUUAUUUGAACAUUUAAGUAGUAGUUCGAUUAGGUUAAGGUUAGUUUUUUGACAUGUUUAACGGCCAUCAAACUAAUGGUGCAUCGUCCUUAUAUUACAAUACAAAUAAUUCAACAAAUAAUGAACAUAUAACACGAGCAUCACUAUGUAAUUUAGUAAAUACAUGUUAUUUAAAUAGCGUAUUAUAUACGUUACGCUAUGCACCCGGUUUCUUACGUAAAGUGCAUCAUCUAGUUACCGAUUUACAUCAGCUGAAUGCAAUUUUAUAUCAAACAAAACACAAGAGUUCGUCGUUAGGACGUAACAUACCAAGUUUAACUGGUUCAAGUUCGAGAAGUAAUAGUAGCAAGGAUUUGUUAUCGUUGGGUAAUGUACGUAAUAAUGAUGCCGCAACGAGCAAACCCGAUUUUCAAGUUAUUAUUGAUGAAUUACAUGAUUUGUAUUUAACGAUGCAUAAUCUGGAGGUACGUGAUAGUUCUGAGCCAUGUGGUCCACGAGCAUUUAAACAUGCAUUUGUUAAUAAACAUAAAGCGUUUAGUGGCUCACAGCAACAAGAUGCUCAUGAGUUUUUAAUGUGUUUACUGAGUUCGAUUGGUGAUACGUGCCAGCUGAUGACGAAAAAGAUCAAGGAGCUUCAAUAUCGCGAGAAUUUAUCAUGUUCUCGUAUAUCAGAAAAAGUACCAUCUUCAAAAGAAAAAACAUGGAGCGUACGUUCAUGGAAAAAACGUAAAAAUCAACUGGGUAAAGAUACAACCGGCAGUGGAGGUGAUCUAUCUGAUGAUACCACAAACAAUUCCGAAACAUUAGACUUCACAAAACUAUCAUUAAGUUGUAAAUUAAUCGAUGAUGAUUUCGAAGGUGUCAGCAUAUUACGCACACGUUGCUUAGAAUGUGAAUCCGUAACAGAACGUAAAGAAGUAUUUUGUGAUUUAUGCAUUCCAAUAAAUGGCGAUAUCGAAGAAGGUGAUCGAUAUGCAGCUGAAAAUAUAUUUAAAGACGCAACAGUAACCAGUGAAUAUUUAUCCGGUGCAAAUAAAUAUUAUUGUGAGAAAUGUUUUAGGUAUAAUGAGGCACGCCGGGAAGUAUGCUAUCAAAAGUUGCCACGUAUAUUAAUAUUUCAUUUAAAACGAUUUAUGUCGUCGGCAAAUGGUACGGAGAAAAUUAAUUAUUAUAUGCCAACACCGUUAGAGAUACCAUGUUUCUGUGAUGAAUGUUGCCAAUUAGGUGAUGGUAAUCAUAUUCACAUGUACACCUUAUUCAGUAUAAUUAUGCAUAAAGGUGCAACAAUGGCGGAAGGUCAUUAUGUGUCUUUUGUACGUGAUUUAACCAAUUAUAAUGAUUAUUUAAAUUGUGAUCUAGAUUAUGCGCUACCGAUUACAACAUCCGCAUCAAUUACAAAUAAUGAGAAAUCAACAAAUAAUCGUUUAAUAAAACAAACUCGAUUUUUUAAAACAAAAUCAUCCAGUGAUUGUGAGAAUAAUGGUGAUGGUAUUAUAUUGAUGAAAAAUCAUUCAUCAAGUGCUUCCACUGGUGGUGGUUCAACAUCGUCGAAUAGUAUUUGUCGUAGUUUACAAUGUUGUUCGAUUAAAACGGCUGGUACUAAAAAUAAUUGUAUUGAUUUUAAAAUGUCAUCAAUACAUACGUGGUUGGAGUGUAACGAUGAAAUUAUACGUACGUUCACAUCGAAAGAAUUUGAACAACAAUUAGCUGAUCAUAAAAAAGUGACAUCUACACCAUAUUUACUGUUUUAUGUUAGGUCAUCUGUUUAAAUCAUUAUUUAUAUACUCAACAAAAAAAUAUGUAUAGGAUGUUUUCUAUCUAAUACAGUAUUGCUUUUGGGCAAGUCAUAAUUAUUUGGCAAGUGGCUACUCUUUUUCUAACUUAUUACUGUCCGUGGUAACUGUUUCGCCUUAAAAGUGACGAAUUAAAAAAAUUUUCGGUAUAUCUCGCCGAGACUGAUUAGAUUUGAAUGAAAAAUAUAUCAUUCGAUAGCUUAUAAUUUGUAGUUUUUGAAUCAAUAUCUCAAACAUUUUUAUCAUCCGAGAGAUUUAUAAAGAAUAUUCUCACCAAAUUUCAAAGGAAUCGGUUGAGUAGAACUUGGGGUGCUAUGUCAAUCAUCUCGAAAAAUGCGUUUUACGUUUGAGCGACAAUUCAGACAUUAUUUUGCUUUGUGUGCGAAAAAUUCGGUGUUAAAAGCUUGUACAAGGAAAGCUUUUGAUUGAACAUACUCAUUUUCGUGCAGGUUUUUAAAGGUCAUAUCAAAUUUAUAAAUAAAUUUUCAGAGUUUCAGCCCAGCACAUAAUAUAUUAAGGGAUGAUAAAAAUGUUUGAGAUAUUGGUUCAAAAACUAGAAAUUACGAAAUGAAUGUAUGUAUUUCAUUCACAUCCAAUAAUUUUUCACCAAGAUAUACCUGUUUGAAAUUGCGAGAAAGUUUAAAAAUAAUUUUUUAAGUGCGCCACUUUUUUUGCGGGACAGAUCAAAUUAUUUUAAACAAUAUGGUCAGUGUUGAGUAAUUAACACGAAAUAGACAUCACAUAACUGACGUAAAAUUUGUAUGCAGUAAAAUUUCUAACAAUAUUUCUAAGAAAAUAAAUUGAAUUCUAAAUAAAUGAUAAUCAUUAAAAGUGGCAAUCUGUUACCAAAAAGUGUAGUCCACUAACCUGAUUUAUCGUGUAUCGCCUUUAAUUUAUAG
Messenger RNA from Chrysoperla carnea, 2751 nucleotides. It is a transcript of the gene Usp1, whose product is annotated as ubiquitin carboxyl-terminal hydrolase 1. NCBI's taxonomy places the organism in Eukaryota, Metazoa, Arthropoda, Insecta, Neuroptera, Chrysopidae. The transcript is spliced from 2 exons. The record is from RefSeq and is a predicted model, not a curated record. Gene Ontology annotation, biological process: protein deubiquitination. Gene Ontology annotation, molecular function: cysteine-type endopeptidase activity; cysteine-type deubiquitinase activity. Gene Ontology annotation, cellular component: nucleus; cytosol. The coding region runs from base 113 to 1828 and encodes 571 amino acids.